Molecule: messenger RNA, 1125 nt
Organism: Pecten maximus
Lineage: Eukaryota; Metazoa; Mollusca; Bivalvia; Pectinida; Pectinidae
Product: carbohydrate sulfotransferase 8-like
Exons: 1
Coding region: 1-1125 (374 amino acids)
Biological process (GO): carbohydrate biosynthetic process
Cellular component (GO): membrane
Molecular function (GO): sulfotransferase activity
Source: RefSeq, a predicted model, not a curated record
AUGAGGAAAACAAACCUGACUUCGGCCUGCGACCGAGUAAAGAAAUCCCAUUCCUACUUGGAAGGUUCCAGCGACCAGAACGUAAAAAGGAACUUCCUACUAGAUCGUAAUCAUCACGUGUUCUUUUGUCGGAUUGAGAAAAUUGGUUCCAAGUUUAUAGUCAACUUUCUACAGAAACUUGAAGACAUCAAUAUACAGGAAAUAAUCAGAAAAGAGAAGAGUAUUCUUCAAAGAGAAAUACUUAAGGCAAAAAAACUGUCGCUAGUGUCUGACCUACCUUAUAACAGUUACACGGACUUACAUCAUUCUGUUAUGAAAUCUUUUAAAUUCAUGUUCGUCCGCGAGCCUUACGGAAGACUCGUAUCGGGGUAUGUUGAUAAGUUCUUCAUGCCAAACACCCUGUUUUGGACGACAGUGGGGAGGUAUGCAUCUAGCCUCUUUAAUGGCAAGGAUGUAAAAUGUGGACAUAACCUGUCAUUUCCGGAGUUUAUCAGAUACGUGGUGUACGCAGAACACACCGGGGAACAUACCAAUCGCCACUUUACUUCCAUAAGUGACCAUUGCCGGCCGUGUGACAUUUCAUAUGAUUUUAUUGGUAAAAUGGAAACAUUUAAAGACGAUUUCAUUACGUUGACUUACGCAUGGAAUAAAAUCUACGACACCAACGUUACUUUUGAGGACUUUGAAUCAGAGACAACGCAUGAAAGAGCCAUGUUUUAUUCCAAACGGCUUUUUGGUAUGCAAUCUAGAAUCGAGAAAUGUGUAUCAUUUUAUGAAGGGAUGGAACGAACUUGGAUUGGUCUUCAAAUUCAGGGAAUUAUUCCAAAAUAUUCGCGAUUCCCCUUUACUGAGUCUGAUGUGCCAGGAAUGUCUCUGGAACGUUUCCAGGAAGCUGUAGGAGAUGCUAUUAAAGAAAUAACAGACAAAUCAGCCGUGAAAUACCAGAAACAGGAAGCUGUUAUUGAAGCGUACAGUCUUUUGUCUUUUCAUGAUGUUGUCAAUAUUAGGGAAUUAGUCCGAAAGGACUGUCAAUUGUUCGGAUACAAUGACAGCCCAGAUUUCAUCUUUGGUGGCAAGACUAAAGCGAGAAAAGAUAAUCUGCAAUAUUUCAAAAUAUUUCAAUAA